Serpula lacrymans var. lacrymans S7.9 is the source of this 879-nucleotide messenger RNA. RefSeq lists its product as uncharacterized. The annotation marks the transcript as partial. The transcript is spliced from 3 exons. The record is from RefSeq and is a predicted model, not a curated record. Lineage: Eukaryota; Fungi; Basidiomycota; Agaricomycetes; Boletales; Serpulaceae.
UUUCGGGGACUGGGACACGUCGAUUCCCGCCAGGACACGCUAUCGGUCAAGUUCGAGCUGGUGGCGCCUCUGCAGCCUGACAACUCUCUAUCGUUAACCUCUGGACCUGUAACGACCCCACCAGCAAAGAAAGUAAAAGGCAAGAGGAGAAAAUCUAGGGAUAAUGCGCAGGCUCAGCUGAAGACGAUAGAAGUUGAACUUGUCCAGGAUAAGACUGCUUUGCGUACCCGAAAGGGCGACACAGGGAGUGUGCUCUGGAGAGCUAGCAACGAGUUUGCACAGGUUGUUCUUCAGCAACAUAAUUUCAAGAUGGAAAAUUCGAUCUUUGAUCACGCCUUACUCGCCGAGUCACACGUUGUAGAGCUUGGUUCGGGUACUGGAUUACUGAGUGUCGUUCUGUCCCCGCUUGUCCGCAGACACACAGCUACCGACAUCCCAGACCUCCUCCCACUUAUUCGCAAGAAUGUAAAGCUCAACUUCAGUGGUUGGCCGAAAACGACUGGUGUAGGAUCGAAUAUAUUUGUAGAAGAACUCGACUGGCAAACUCUGCAGACUCUACCGUUAUCGUCACGUCAUCGAUACUGUCCUUGGAUAGCAGAAAACCCUGCAGACCUCGUCCUCGUCGUCGAUUGUAUUUACCACCCCUCCCUUUUGCCGUCGUUGGUUGAAACAAUUGACUAUCUUUCGGAGCCUGGGCGUACCUGGGUAAUGAUUGUGGUCGAGCUCAGACAGGAAGACGUGGUAAGGGAGUUUCUAGAUCUGUGGAUCAAACGAGAUGACUGGCUGUUGUGGCGGGUAAACGGGUUGCUUGAUCUACAUUUUGCUGUGUGGGUCGGACACAAAAAAGGUCCUCGGAACGAGGUUAGCUCACGUCCAUAA